GUGCCCCGCCCCUCCGCUCCUCCCCGCGGAUUGGCCGAGCGGGCGGCGCAUGCGCGCGGUGCCGUGACGGGGCGGAGAGGCGGCGGCUCGAGAUGGCUGAGGUGGAAGAAACACUGAAGCGAAUUCAGAGCCAAAAAGGAGUACAAGGAAUCAUUGUUGUUAAUUCUGAAGGGAUUCCUAUCAAAAGUACUAUGGACAACACCACCACGAUUCAGUAUGCGGGCCUCAUGCACAGCUUCAUCAUGAAGGCAAGGAGCACUGUGCGAGACAUUGAUCCCCAGAAUGACCUCACGUUCCUGCGGAUCCGCUCCAAGAAAAAUGAAAUCAUGGUUGCACCAGAUAAAGACUAUUUCCUGAUUGUCAUCCAGAAUCCAACUGAAUGAUUACACUGACUGGUCUGUGUUACCCAACUGUGUGGUUGUGUUUUUUUUUUAAUUUAAUGGUAAAGAAUAGAGCAUUUGUGUUAACUCUGCUGUGCCACUUCAGUAAUGUCUGGAAAGACAAAAGCACGUGUUUUUGUUGUUUACAAACAGAACAAGUGGCGCUUUUUUUUUGUAUCACAAGUCAUUUUGAGGAGUUUGUGAAUUAGAAUCAGGCAGUAAAAGUGACAGAUUCUUUUAAUAGGAAGAAAAUAUAAUAAAACUCUACUAAAAAGAUUUUUCUUUGUAUGUUUCCAUGCUUCUGUCACUGCUAUUUGCGAUACACUUUUACACUAUUACUUUUGAAUGCCUGUAAAUAUGAAACUUGGCUAUCCUCUAGUUCUGUCUUAUUCUGUUGGUUUUACAAGUUACUUUGAAAAAGUCUGGCCAUAUCAAAUUAAAAAGUGUCAUCAGUGA
Messenger RNA from Phalacrocorax carbo (great cormorant), 836 nucleotides. The record is from RefSeq and is a predicted model, not a curated record. Lineage: Eukaryota; Metazoa; Chordata; Aves; Suliformes; Phalacrocoracidae.